CUAGGGUUUAACGCACAGAAGCCUCUCUCAUUUUUCCUCAUUGAGAAAAAUGGCGUCUCUAGCGGUACGCCGUGCUCGGUACCCAACACCAGCAUUCUCUUCUAUCUUCCUCAAGGUACGCCUCUCUCACUCCUCUAAUCUGUUCUCCAGAACCCUCCUUGCCAGAGCCCUGAGCACAUCUGCGAUCCCAAAUGAGUACCAGACACCACCUCCAUCUCCUCUGCAGCACCAGAAUCAAUCACCUAGUGGUUUUCAAGAACAAAGCAACCCUUAUCCUAACCCUAACCAAUGGGUCAGGCAGAAUCAGGGAUUCAACAAUGCCAAUGCCAACGCCAGCCAGUCUACUCCUGACAAUCAGAACACGGUAUAUCCAAAUCCAUCGCAAGACUCUAAUCAGUGGAAUCUCCCACAGAAUGAGAAUCAUAAUCAGGGCUAUCGGCAGUACCAAAACUCGAAUGCACAGUUUCCUAGAAGCCCUACUCAAUGGAAUUCCACACAGAAUCAGAGCUAUCCUCAGUCUCAAAACCCUAAUCAGAUAAAUACGCAGUUACCCAGAAACCCUAAUCAGUGGAAUCUCCAUCAGAAUCAGGGUUAUCCCCAGUCCCAAAACCCUAAUCAGAUGAAUACGCAGUUACCCAGAAGCCCUAAUCAAUGGAAUCCUCCUCAGAAUCAGGGUUAUCCUCAGUUCCAAAACCCUAGUCAGAUGAAUUCACAGUUGUCCAGUAGCCGAAAUCAGUGGAAUAACCAAAAUCAGGGGUAUCCACAAGCUAGGCACCCUAACCAGUGGACUCCACAGGGUCAAGACCCUACUCACUUGGACAGAGGUAGCCCAAAUCAAGGACAUGCAGUGGAGAAUCAGGCCCCAGUAGCUCAUGUGCCUGAGCCAGUUUCUUCACUUGUUGUUUUGAAGCAAGCGUGUCAAGAAGGUAAGGUUAAAGAGGCUAUAGAAUUGAUGGAUAAGGGUGUCAAAGCUGAUCCUGAUUGUUUCAAUGCUUUGUUCGAAUUGUGUGGGGCUUCUAAGUUACUUGAGGAUGCCAAAAAGGCGCAUGAUUACUUUUUACAGUCAUCUUGUAGAGGUGAUCUUUCCUUGAAUAAUAAGGUCAUUGAUAUGUAUUCAAAGUGUGCAAGCUUGACUGACGCACGUAGGGUGUUUGAUCAUAUGCCAGAAAGGAAUAUGGAAUCCUGGCAUUUGAUUAUUAAUGGGUAUGCAGAUAAUGGAUUGGGAGAUGAUGGUUUGCAGUUGUUUGAGCAGAUGAGGAAAUUGGGUUUAAAGCCCAAUGAGCAGACGUUUCUUGCUGUUCUCAAUGCUUGUGCUAGUGCUGAAGCUGUGGAAGAAGGAUUCAUACAUUUUGAGUCAAUGGAGAAUGAGUAUAAGAUAUCUCCUGGGUUUGAACAUUACAUGGGUGUUCUUGGAGUCCUUGGAAAAUCUGGGCGUCUUGUUGAAGCUAAAGAGUACAUUGACAAACUGCCUUUUGAGCCUACAGCUGAUGUUUGGGAGGCAUUGAGGACCUAUGCUCGUAUUCAUGGAGAUAUUGACCUUGAAGACCAUGCAGAGGAGUUGAUGGUUGAUCUUGACCCAUCAAAGGCCAUCUUAAAUAAGAUCCCUGCCCCACCACCAAAGAAGCGCUCUGCUAUCAGCAUGCUUGAUGGAAAGAACAGAAUCAUUGAAUUUCGAAAUCCAACUCUUUACAAGGAUGAUGAAAAAUUGAAGGCCUUGAGUCAGAUGAAAGAAGCAGGUUAUGUGCCAGACACACGCUAUGUGCUUCAUGACAUUGAUCAAGAGGCAAAAGAGCAAGCUUUGUUAUAUCACAGUGAGAGGUUGGCAAUUGCAUAUGGUCUGAUUAGUACCCCAGCAAGGACACCCCUUAGGAUUAUCAAGAAUCUCCGAGUCUGUGGUGACUGUCACAAUGCAAUUAAGAUCAUGUCCAAGAUUGUUGGAAGGGAAUUGAUUGUUCGGGACAACAAACGAUUCCAUCAUUUCAAGGAUGGAAAAUGCUCCUGUGGCGAUUACUGGUAAAACUUCAUUAUUGUAUUGUCUUGGAUUUGGUUAUGAAAAGCUUGAAGCAAUGUUAGGUACAGUACUAUUUGUUGAGAACAGAAGAAAGGUUAGUUGCUUGUAGUUUGGAAUGAAAUAUCCCCUAAUAUGAUUCUUGUUUUCUUAUGCAAAAUUAAUUAUUUGUUAUGCG
Messenger RNA from Rubroshorea leprosula, 2186 nucleotides. Lineage: Eukaryota; Viridiplantae; Streptophyta; Magnoliopsida; Malvales; Dipterocarpaceae. The record is from the annotation of a GenBank genome assembly.